AUGGACAGCACCGAGACCGAGCAGAAUGACAGGUACUUUUUCUCUCGGACCUUUCUGUCUUCCGUGCGACUUACGGCGCAGCACUUUCUCUGGGUUCUCAAGAACGGGUUCUUGCUCCACCAGGCAGUGGAGCAGCGACUCUCUCAAGUAGACACGCCAGAAGUGGUGGAUGUUGCAACGGGAAAUGCGAUUGUGGCACUCACUAUCGCUCGCGACCCCCCUCGCAGCAAGGUCGUCGCCCUCGAUAUCUCGGACCAGCAGUAUCCUCCCGCCUGGACUUGCCCAGCAAACAUUGAGUUUGGCCUGUGGAAUUUCUUCGACCCGGUGCCCGAACAAUUCUAUGAGAGGUUCGACGUCGUUCACAUCCGGGCAGUUUGCUCCACGUUGUACGGCACAAGCAAGGCUGAGAUUCUUGACAAGUUGAUCAAGAUGUUGAAGCCUGGAGGAUACCUCCAGUGGCACGAAUGCUAUUCGAACCUGAUUGGGGUUCUGGACGAACACUCGUCUCUCAACCACUCGCCAGGCCUGACGGACUAUUUCGAGGUGAUCGACAAACAUACCGGUGGACUCAGCUGCGCUCGCCAAUUCGACGACCUGGAGCAGGUGUUUCAGAGCAAGGGUCUGAUGGACGUGGAGAAGACAGUCUCGAGGGUCAUCCCUCAUCUGCUCAAGUAUGAGACAGAUCUGGUCUUGAUGUCAAUGCAGGAAGUCAUGGGGACUUUGCGACGGCGUAUGGAUCAUUCACCAGAAGUGAUGCGGAAGCUGGAAGAAGCUCAAGCGAUGAUGUCGAGCGAAGCGGCCAGCGGGAAAUGCUUUAUCUAUCUGAUGGCAGUCUUUGUGGGUCGAAAGCCUGGCGGGCACUGA
Fonsecaea erecta is the source of this 864-nucleotide messenger RNA. RefSeq lists its product as hypothetical. Bases 1 to 864 code for a protein of 287 amino acids. The record is from RefSeq and is a predicted model, not a curated record. Lineage: Eukaryota; Fungi; Ascomycota; Eurotiomycetes; Chaetothyriales; Herpotrichiellaceae. The transcript has 4 exons.